Molecule: messenger RNA, 1253 nt
Organism: Protobothrops mucrosquamatus (brown spotted pit viper)
Lineage: Eukaryota; Metazoa; Chordata; Lepidosauria; Squamata; Viperidae
Gene: PCMTD2
Product: protein-L-isoaspartate (D-aspartate) O-methyltransferase domain containing 2
Exons: 5
Coding region: 1-1086 (361 amino acids)
Biological process (GO): protein modification process
Cellular component (GO): cytoplasm
Molecular function (GO): protein-L-isoaspartate (D-aspartate) O-methyltransferase activity
Source: RefSeq, a predicted model, not a curated record
AUGGGAGGGGCCGUGAGCGCCGGAGAAGACAACGACGAGUUAAUCGAUAACCUGAAGGAGGCUCAGUACAUUCGGUCGGAGCUGGUGGAACAGGCCUUCAGGGCUGUUGACAGGGCCGACUAUUACCUGGAGGAAUUCAAGGAGAACGCCUACAAAGAUUUGGCCUGGAAACAUGGGAACAUCCAUCUGUCUGCCCCCUGCAUUUACUCCGAGGUCAUGGAAGCCUUGGAUCUUCAGCCCGGACUUUCCUUCUUGAACCUAGGCAGCGGCACCGGUUACCUGAGCUCCAUGGUCGGGCUCAUCUUGGGUCCCUUUGGAAUAAACCAUGGCGUAGAACUUCACGCUGACGUUAUAGAAUACGCCAAGCAGAAACUGGACUUCUUCAUCAGAACGAGUGACAGCUUUGACAAGUUUGAAUUCUGUGAGCCUUCCUUUGUCUCUGGAAACUGCUUAGAAAUCUCUCCAGACUCCUCUCAAUACGACCGCGUCUACUGCGGAGCCGGCGUCCAAAGAGAGCACGAAGAUUACAUGAAGAACUUGCUGAAAGUCGGCGGGAUUCUCGUCAUGCCCCUGGAGGAAAAGCUGACCAAGAUUACUCGGACAGGCCUUUCCGCCUGGGAGACCAAGAAAAUCUUGGCUGUUUCUUUUGCUCCUCUAAUCCAACCCAACCAUUCAGAUUCAGGAAAGUCAAGACUGGUUCAUUUGCCCCCUGUGGUGGUUCGCAGCCUGCAGGACCUGGCUCGGAUUGCCAUCCGCAGCACCAUUAAAAAGCUGAUCCACCAAGAAAGAGCCAGCAAGAACGGAAACGGCCUCCGAAACCCGCCGAGGUUUAAACGACGCCGUGUCCGGCACCGCCGCAUGGAAACCAUUGUCUUCUUGGACAAAGAGGUCUUUGCAAGCCGGAUCUCCAACCCGUUGGAGGAUAAUAAUUGUGAGGAAUUGGAGGAAGAUUGCCGGGAAGAGGUGGAGAAAUCUAUUCCGGAACUGAAGCCCGACCCGCCGACAAACACCUUGAGGGAAAAAAUUCUCGGCCUGCCUCUUCCCGACCCGUUGAAAUAUUACCUGCUUUAUUAUAGAGAAAAAUAGGAGCCUGUUGGGAGCAAGAGCUUGUUGGCCAGGGAGGGAGGCAGGACAAUAAAACACUCAGGAGGGCUGACAAAACACAACACCACUUGCUUGCCUUUUAAACACAACCACCCGCCGCGGGGUGAGCUAAACUGGGGAACACAGGCUGCCAGGAAUUUAAAAUGGGA